Dryobates pubescens (Downy woodpecker) is the source of this 2693-nucleotide messenger RNA. RefSeq names its product parvin alpha (gene PARVA). Bases 143 to 1261 code for a protein of 372 amino acids. Gene Ontology annotation, molecular function: actin binding. Lineage: Eukaryota; Metazoa; Chordata; Aves; Piciformes; Picidae. Gene Ontology annotation, cellular component: actin cytoskeleton; cytoplasm; focal adhesion. Gene Ontology annotation, biological process: substrate adhesion-dependent cell spreading; actin cytoskeleton organization; establishment or maintenance of cell polarity. The transcript has 13 exons. The record is from RefSeq and is a predicted model, not a curated record.
AGCGGGAGAGCCGGGAGCGUGGAGCAGGAGCUGCCUCAAAUGCUUGAAAUAAUUCCGCUUCCGUUCAGAGCCGGGAUCAGCCUGCCACGGCAUCGGGGCCUCGGACCCGUCUCCUCCGUCCCCCAGAGCCAGUUGGGCUAUCAUGGCAACCUCCCCACAGAAGUCCCCUUCUUCCCCCAAGUCCCCCACACCUAAAUCUCCUCCGUCCAGAAAGAAAGAUGACUCCUUUCUAGGGAAACUCGGCGGCACGCUGGCGAGGAGGAAAAAAGCCAAAGAAGUAUCUGAAUUACAGGAAGAAGGAAUAAAUGCCAUUAACUUACCUCUCAGUCCAAUUCCAUUCGAACUAGACCCCGAGGACACUAUGCUAGAGGAAAAUGAAGUCCGAACAAUGGUUGAUCCAAAUUCAAGAAAUGACCCAAAAUUACAAGAACUAAUGAAGGUAUUAAUUGACUGGAUUAACGAUGUGUUGGUGGGAGAGAGGAUUAUUGUGAAAGACUUGGCUGAAGACCUGUAUGAUGGACAAGUAUUGCAGAAAUUAUUUGAGAAGCUUGAAAGUGAGAAGCUGAAUGUUGCUGAAGUUACUCAGUCUGAGAUUGCUCAGAAACAGAAGCUACAGACAGUGCUUGAAAAGAUCAAUGAAACCCUUAAACUCCCUCCAAGAAGCAUUAAAUGGAAUGUUGACUCUGUUCAUGCUAAAAGUCUCGUAGCAAUACUUCAUCUUCUGGUUGCAUUGUCACAGUAUUUUCGAGCACCAAUCAGACUCCCAGAUCAUGUGUCCAUUCAGGUGGUUGUUGUGCAGAAAAGAGAAGGAAUCCUCCAGUCUCGACAAAUCCAAGAGGAAAUAACUGGUAACACUGAGGCACUAUCAGGAAGGCAUGAAAGAGAUGCAUUUGAUACCUUGUUUGAUCAUGCUCCAGACAAGCUCAACGUAGUGAAAAAGACUCUCAUCACCUUUGUGAACAAGCAUUUGAAUAAAUUGAAUUUGGAGGUCACUGAACUUGAGACCCAGUUUGCAGAUGGUGUGUACCUAGUCCUGCUAAUGGGUCUCCUAGAAGGCUAUUUUGUUCCUCUGCACAGUUUUUUCUUGACUCCUGACAGUUUUGAACAAAAGGUCCUCAAUGUAUCCUUUGCAUUUGAGCUAAUGCAGGAUGGUGGACUGGAAAAACCAAAGCCAAGACCAGAAGAUAUUGUAAAUUGUGACUUGAAGUCUACACUGAGAGUACUGUACAAUUUGUUUACCAAAUACAGGAAUGUGGAAUGAAGAAUUGACUUGGGUCAUAAAGAAGUGUUAACAAUGAAAGCAUCACAACAAUUUCUCAUCAGUAUUCCUCUGCAUCUUUAUCAUAAAAGGAAUUAAACCACUUAUCUGAAGAAUUUAUAAUUGAUUAUUCUUGCACUACUAUUUUCAUAGUAGAUUUAAAAUUAAUAGAACAUGUGAAGAAAAAAAGGUUUGUAGAAAGGUAUUUGCAUGUGCUCUGGGAGAAUGAAUGUCUCAAUAAUACCUGUUUUCACACUGUUUUGUGAUAGGGGGAGCAACGAUGCAAAAAACAUGGUAGCUUUAAUUGAAUUCAGUCUUUGUAGCCAAUCAUAGGAAGAUUCUGUACUGAGUAUCUAUUUUAAUGUUUUUUACAUGUAUAUUUUCUAAUCUGAGGAGGGGAAGAGUAUUUUCUGUCCGGGAUAAGAUGGUUGUAUUCUGAUUGUGAAAAAUGUGCAUGGGGAGAAACAGUUCAAUAGUGUUGUUCACAUCACAGCUAAAAGGAGGAGACUUUCUCAAGCACUUAAUCUGACAAAUUUUUAUUUCAAGUGCCAUUAGGCUUGAAUUUUAUGGGUAUAAACUGAAGUGUCUACUCAUUCCUUCAGACUUCCUAUAAUGUGAUCCUCUGCUUUACAUAUGUGCUAUACAGCAUUCCGCAUUAAGCACACUUUGCAGCUUGUCACUUGGUUUUGUUUAAGGAAGAGAUCUUUUUUGCAAAGUACAUAUUUCAGGAAAACACAGCUGUUUAAUACAGUUUCCUUAUAAUAUUUCUGUUAUUAUAUAGUAUUAGAAAGGAAAAGAAUGGCUUGUUUUAGUAGUUUAAAUACAGGAUUAUCAGGUUGCAGGUUUAGGUUUCGAUAAAUAGGAUUUAGAAUUUGUCCCUUUGAUUGAUUUUAUGAUGAAUAUCUGUUGCUGCAUAAUGUCCAACACAAACAAGUGAGGCUAAUUUUCUAGAAACAUUCCUGUAGUGCUUCAGAUACAAAAGUGCUGCUUUCUGGUCAGAACUACACAUAUCAGCAAAGAUUCUGUUACGAUGUAAGGUUCUUUGGUCAUUUUACAUGGCUAUAAAGAAUACGUUUAUCUAAUCUUAAGCAACUAUAAACUGUUUGGCUUUAUCUUUAACAAAAACAAAAAAGGGAGAUGGGAGUUGAUUCUUCCCUUAGGCUGAUAUCAAGCACCAGUUAUGUUCCCAUAAUGAAGCUCAUAAAGACUGCCUGAAUCAUCUAAAACUGCACAGGCAGAAGUUGUGAAGAGUACAUUAAUCCUUUGCUAGGGGUCUGGAUGUUAGUGUUAGAUACCUUUUUAAAUGAAGCAUUCCAGUGCAACCACAGAUCCUUGGGAUCCUGGGUUAUACAGUAAGGAAAAAAAUUCCUUAAAGCAGAAAUUACUGGACAAGUGUUCAGAAAGCCUUGGGAUUCUUAGUGCAGGAAGGCGACUU